AUGUUCUUUGCCGAUACCGAUUGGAAUUUCUUAUCUGUUGAUCAUCUGAUGCCGUACCCUCCUGGCCAUGACGGUGGCGAUGUCUCCGUCAUGGAUCUUGGGUAUGGGUCUGUCUCGGCUUCGAACUCUCUUUCGGACUCCGGAUCAAUCGAGCACCAAAGCUAUGUGCCUCUAGCUCCUAGCUUCUCCAAUUCGCCAGAUGGCCACUUGUAUCAUUCCCCUCUAUCUCCAUUCCCUGCUCUCGUCUCCAUUUCUCUCUCCAGCCCUUCUACUUCCCAAGGCGAUGAUAAUAUAAGCCGCGUUGAGACGUCACGAGUGGAAAAGCGCAAACUUAAUACCCUUGCAGCGCGGAGAUGUCGACAGAGACGUGUGGAUCGGAUGAAGGAACUCGAAGCCGAGUUAGAGAAGGUCCGGAAGGAAAGAGAUGAUUGGAAACUUCGGUGUUCAAAGCUUGAAGGUGAAACGGAUGCUUUGAAGGGUCUUCUCACCCGCAAAAGCAAAGAUACAUAG
Messenger RNA from Penicillium digitatum Pd1, 510 nucleotides. RefSeq names its product bZIP transcription factor JlbA/IDI-4. Lineage: Eukaryota; Fungi; Ascomycota; Eurotiomycetes; Eurotiales; Aspergillaceae. The record is from RefSeq and is a predicted model, not a curated record. Gene Ontology annotation, biological process: regulation of transcription by RNA polymerase II. Gene Ontology annotation, molecular function: DNA-binding transcription activator activity, RNA polymerase II-specific; RNA polymerase II transcription regulatory region sequence-specific DNA binding. Gene Ontology annotation, cellular component: nucleus.